AUGUUGAAAAUAUGGUCCAUGAAAAAGGAGCAAAAGGAUGCGGAGAACGCAGAGGGCCAGGCUGGCAAGAAGAAGAAGGUAACGGCGGCGCAGCUGCGCGUGCAGAAGGACCUCUCGGAGCUCUCUCUUGGACAGACCAUGACGACUGAAUUUCCCGAUCCCGACGACAUCCUCAACUUUAUCCUGACGAUUGACCCGGACGAGGGCAUGUACCGCUCUGGGCGGUUCACCUUUACCUUUGCCAUCAACCAGAGCUUUCCCCACGAGCCACCAAAAGUGUUGUGUCGAGAAAAGAUUUUCCACCCCAAUAUUGAUCUCGAGGGCAAGGUGUGUCUCAACAUUCUGCGCGAGGACUGGAAGCCGGUCCUGAAUUUGAAUGCUAUCAUCGUCGGACUUCAGUUUUUGUUCCUCGAGCCCAACGCUUCGGAUCCACUGAAUAAGGAAGCCGCUGAGGACCUUCGUCACAAUCGCGAGGGUUUUAAGCGCAACGUGCGCACGGCCAUGGGAGGCGGCUCAGUCAAGGGCAUUCAAUAUGACCGUGUGCUAAAAUAA
This is a messenger RNA of Beauveria bassiana ARSEF 2860, 552 nucleotides long. RefSeq names its product ubiquitin-conjugating enzyme. The transcript is spliced from 4 exons. The record is from RefSeq and is a predicted model, not a curated record. The coding region runs from base 1 to 552 and encodes 183 amino acids. Lineage: Eukaryota; Fungi; Ascomycota; Sordariomycetes; Hypocreales; Cordycipitaceae.